This is a messenger RNA of Mercenaria mercenaria, 2990 nucleotides long. RefSeq lists its product as uncharacterized. The record is from RefSeq and is a predicted model, not a curated record. The transcript has 4 exons. Bases 157 to 699 code for a protein of 180 amino acids. Lineage: Eukaryota; Metazoa; Mollusca; Bivalvia; Venerida; Veneridae.
UUAAUUCGAUUUUAUGAGGAACUGAAAUAUAUAUGUUUGCGACCGUCGCUAUAAAUGGUAUGCGGAAAUUUCUGACUGACAAUCUCGGUAUGCAUACAAGGUUCACCUCGGGUGGGAUGCUUCAUAUCUUUCAAGUACAAGCGCGAAGUUAAAAAAAUGGUGAAAACAAGUUUGUUUCUUCUUUUACUUUUACCAUGGAUACAGAUCUCAAAAGGUCUACAGUGUCCCUCAUGUACAUAUCUAACAUCUGACGCUGAUAUACCAGUCGUGGUUAGAACAGUGGUAGAUGGGAUAUUGAACUUAUUCCAGGACCCGGAAUGUGCCCAGGAACUUAAAGGACCGAUACCAGAGAUUAAUGAAGAAACAUGUACAGAGGUGACAGAAAAACAUUCAAGAUGUAGUUACUAUAAAGGAUCAGUGACACUGACAAUACCUCUGCCUAUAGUUCCCGAUGUCAAUAUAUCACUUCAGAUGUAUCAAAAGGGGUGCUACUAUUCAAAGCUGACAAAUGUACCAUCAGAUGGCUGCCAUGACAGAGAAAAUAUCAGUGAAGAUAAAACUGUCAUAAAACAAAAUCUGGAAAAAGCCUCUUCAACAUUUAAGGGUUAUAACCUGGCUAAUUUGCUGGAGAAAUGUGUCUGUGCUCAGAAACAUUCUGUAGAAACAUACAACAAGAACGACAACAAGACCACAGUCUAAACCUUCCACAAGACCACAGCCUAAACCUUCAACAAGACCACAGUCUAAACCUUCAACAUAAACACUUUCUACACUGUCAACGAGACCAUUGUCCAAACCUUCAACAAUAACGAUGUCUAAAUCUUCAUCAGCACCAGUUGUUCAACGUUCAAGAGGAACGAUGUCUGAAUUUUCUACAGGAAUAACAUCUAAACCUUCAACAAGAUCGAGUGGUUCAACAACAAAUAUAGCAUCAACAUAUUCCACUUCAUUACCUGGAAAUUGCUCUGGUGAACAGGUGUUUAGUGCAACCUUGUGGUCUAUUGUAUUGCUAUCUUUAUUCUUUUCCUGUAUCAUUUAAAUCUUUAGGCAUUAAAACAUAUCGUAAUAAUCUUAAGAAAAUGUGGGUCCUACAGGGUUAACAAGGUUAUCCUAUUCACCUAGUUUUACAUCCCGUAUGACCCAGUUACAAAAUUGAUCUCAAUCUUGUUAAUACAAAUAUUCGGACAGGUUUCAUGUAUAUCAGGUACAACAGCGACCUCCUAAGAGUUGGUAGGUUUUAAGCUCACCUCAGCAAAAAGCAAAAUGCUUAUGGUGAGCUUUUGUGACUGCUCAAUGUCCGUCGUGCGUCGUCCGUCCAUCAUUUUCUAAAAAUUUCUUAAAAAUCUUUUUCUUGAAAACCACUGGGCAGAGUUACACCAAACUUCACAGGAAUGAUCCUCAUGUGGCCCCCUUUCAAAAUUGUUAAAAAAAUGAAUUCUACACAGAACUCUGGUUGCCAUGGCAACCAAAAGGAAAAACUUUAAAAAAAUCUUCCUGUCCAAAACCACAAGGUGUAGAGCCUUGAUAUUUGGCAUGUGACAUUAUCUAAUGGUCCUCUACGAAAAUGUUCAAGGUAUGUCCCUGGGGUGAAAAGAGGCCCCACCAUAGGGAUCCCAAGUUUUACAUAGACUUAUAUAGGAAAAAACUUUUAAAAUCUUCUUGUCCAAAACUGCAAGGCAUAGAGCCUUGAUAUUUGGCACAUGACAUCAUCUUACGGUCCUCUAUAAAAAUUGUUUAGAUUAUGCCCCUGGGGUGGAAAGAGACCCCACCUAGGGGGUCCCAAGUUUUACAUACACUUAUAUAGGAAAUAACUUUAAAAAUCUUCUUGUCUGAAACCACAAAACCAAUGCCUUUGAUAUUUAAUAUGUAGCAAUGCCUUGUGGUCCUUUACCAAGACUGUUCAAACUGUUACCCUGGGGUUAAAAGAGGCCCCGCCCCAGGAAUCCCAAGUUUUACACAGACAUAUAGAAAAAACUUUAAAAAUCUUCUUGCCUGAAACUUUUGAUACUUGGUUUGUUGCAUUGCCUAUUGGUUCUCUGCCAAAAGUGUUCAAAUUAUUUCUCUGGGGUGAAAGAGGCCCCACCCAGGGGGUCCCAAGUUUUACAUAGGAAAUUUUUUUUAAAUCUUCUUGUCUGAAAGUUUAAGUCCUAGGCCUUUGAUAUUUGGUAUGUAGCAUUGCCUAGUGGAUAUCUAACAAGAUUGUUCAAAUUAUGCCCCUGUGGUGAAAAGAGGCUCCACCCCGGGGGUCAUUUGUUAUAUGAUUUAUAUAAGAAAAAAUACUUCAAAAAUCAGAUCAUAUUUCCUAGACUUUUCAAUUAUAAUUACCUGAUGACCCCAAGUGAUAAGGGUCACUUAACUAUGACCUUGACCUACUGACUUACUUUCUUGUUUUUUAAGAUACAGCCUUAAAAUUUGGAUGAAAUGUACAGUUUUGCACAUCAGUCUUAAAACUGACUUUCAGUAGCCAUAAAUGUGACCUACUGACCUACUUUAUUAAUAUUUUAGCAUCAAUCUGGCUUUUGAAACAUGUAGCUCAUAUUACUCAGGUGAGCCAGGGUCAUCAUAACCCUCUUGUUUCUAUGAUCUGACAAAAUGAUUUAAUAAAAAAAAAACCAACUUUGUCAGAUUACAUAAAAAUCAGGCAGAGAAUGUAACCCAAGAGAGUAAACAAACUUUUUCUAUAAUCAAGUUGUUUGACCAGCAGUUUCAGAUUUCAUCAAGACAAACAUACUGAAUUUCCUUCUUAAAGGUAUAAAGGUGGUCUCUAAAGUGUUAAAAGGUUUCUUAAUUAUUUGACCUAGUGACCUAGUUUCUGACCCCUGAUGACCAAUUUCACACUCGUCUGAGAUUUCAUUACAUGUAUGGUAAAUAUUCUGACUAAGUUUCAUUAUGAUUGGGUCAAAAUUGACCUUAAAGUGUGAAAAUUAAAUUGUUGACGAUGGACCAAAAACAAUAUGCUCAAUGUGUAUAAAGUUGCAGAAGCAGUUUGA